AUCGACAGAACACCACGUAUCUUCUGCAACAGCAUAUACUCAGAUCUGCCACUCUUACCACAUAUUCUAGAGCUUCUGCUCGAUCCAAUAACGUCAUGGCAAACCCCAAAUUCAACUCCAAGUCCCCCACCAUAAAACGAAUUCUCCGCGAAGCCUCCGAACUCUCCAACUCCCCAUCUGCAGACUACCAAGCUGCGCCCGCCUCUGAUGCGGACCUCUUCGACUGGCACUUCACCAUCCGCGGGCCUCCCAACUCCUCGUUCGGCAAAGGAAUAUACCACGGCCGAAUCGUCUUGCCUCCAACCUACCCCCUGCGCCCGCCAUCCUUCCGCUUCCUGACACCGAGUGGACGAUUCGAAGUCAAUCGCGAGAUAUGCCUUUCAAUAAGCGGACAUCAUGAAGAGACGUGGCAGCCUGCCUGGGGUGUUCGGACAGCAUUGGUGGCGCUGAGAGCAUUCAUGGAGACGGACGCCAAAGGACAAUUGGGGGGGUUGGAAUGCCCUGUCAAGGAACGAGAGAGGAUGGCGGAAGCUAGUUCAUUGUGGAGAUGUGCGAGCUGUGGGAAAAGCAAUGUGGAUAUCAUGAAGGAAUGUGCAGAGGCUGUAAAGGAGAAGGGAGAAGAGAAAGAGGUCGUUGUGCCGAGUGACUUGAAGAUGGGAUGGAAGGAUGAGAUGAACAGUGUGGAAACUAAGCACCCAGCCGCCGAGGGAAGAAAUAUCAAGAUAUUGAGAUCGAAGGAAGUAGAGGAGGCGGAACUUGCGGAGGGUUUUGUGCGUACAACGGGGAAUGAUGGCCCGAGUGAUUAUCCUGCUGCAAGACCCGCUCAGGGUGUUACUCAACCUACGGGAUCGGCGACAGCGAGGGUACAGCCAGUUAUUACUCAGAGGAUACAGCCGCAGAUGGCACAGAGGUCGAAUGAUGGCGUGCCGAUAUGGAUUGAUAGGAUGAUUGCGGCGAUCUGUGUGCUUUUGGUGGCCAUGGUGUUGAAGGUUCUUCUGGGAUUUUAGCAUACAGGAUUGUAUUGGGAAAGGAACUUGGUUUGGCGUUGGUGGUAAGGAUAAAUUGAUACCAACUGAUACUUUUCUCGAAAGAUUACGGCCUACUUAAAGUGUGGGUUUGAGAGUCUAUGUGUUCUGAGCUUCGAUUGAGGCUAGAAUCCGUUGCUCCAUUCUGUGGGGAUAUACGAUUUUGGGAUUUUGACUAAGUGUUCAUUGUUC
Molecule: messenger RNA, 1217 nt
Organism: Hyaloscypha bicolor E
Lineage: Eukaryota; Fungi; Ascomycota; Leotiomycetes; Helotiales; Hyaloscyphaceae
Product: UBC-like protein
Exons: 2
Coding region: 96-1007 (303 amino acids)
Source: RefSeq, a predicted model, not a curated record